Messenger RNA from Theileria orientalis strain Shintoku, 2715 nucleotides. RefSeq lists its product as uncharacterized. Lineage: Eukaryota; Apicomplexa; Aconoidasida; Piroplasmida; Theileriidae. The record is from RefSeq and is a predicted model, not a curated record.
AUGAGUACGGAUGAUUCAAAUUUAUGUAGUAUUGAAGCAAGAAGGCUCACUAUUAACCAGCCUGUAAACAUGCCUCACCCUGAGGUGAACCAAAGAAAGCUAAAAAUUAAGGAUGAAAAAUUUUCUAAAACAAAGCAUCAUAUUGACAGAAAACAUAAUGAAAUUGCUGUUGUUGGUUCGGAUUCUGUGAAAAAUGGUCAAUCAUUUAUUCAGAAGAAAGUUAAAAAUUCCAAAGGAGGGAUCAAAAACUCCCUCGUUUCUAAAUUGAAACCAAAAACAAAAAAUUCGAAAGUUACUGAAAAACCAAGAGAUGAAAAGAAGAAGGCUGCUAGAUUUAAUAUCAAUUUUAAAAAUAAGAAAAAUGUUAAUAGUAACUCGAAAAAAUCAAAGUCAUCAAUGAAGGGGCUAAUGAAUAUUACUAAAAGUUCUAAAACAAAAAAGGUUCCGAUUAAGAGUCACAAAGAAGGUAGCAAUGAUACUGAAGAACACGAUGAAGAUGAAGAAGAACAUGAAUUUCCAAAAGGUAAAGGUUUUGCUGAGAAAGCGAAAAAAGGCUUAAUUGGUGUUGCAGGUAAAAUUGCCGACUACGGUCUUCCUAUUGCGACCCAAAUGGCCACUGAAGCAAUUAAUAAGAGAUUGAAUGGCAGUGGAAAGUCUGACCAGGGAGUAACAGAUGAUGAUUCAGAUUUGGGUGAUGACAUAUUAGGAGGCGACGAUGAUGAUGAUGAUAUAGAUUUUGGUUCAAACGAUGAAGAUGAUAAAAGUGUUAAAACUCCACCUAAAAACACUAAAGCCCGUAAAGAAAAAAGUUUGAAAAAAACGAAAAAGGAUGAGGAUAUGGAUAUGGACGAUAUUUUUGGUACUGAUGAGAAGAGUGUGAGUAAAAAAGGUGCUAAAGAUGAUGAAGACAUUGACUUAGAGUACCUUGGAGCUGGCUAUGAUCUAAUAAAGGGAAAUCCGAUGGGAGAUAAUAUAACAUUGUUAGACCCAGGGUAUAAAUCAAACGUUAUUCAAAUGCACUGGAAUAAAAAAGUGGAAAACAUAUCCAACAGUAUGAAAUACCUGCAGCCAGUAGGAGGAUGGAUAAGACCAUAUUCAUCUUGCCAUAAAGUGGAAACGGUGAAUGAAAUAAAUUCAUCCGACUCAAUUCUAAAAUCACUAUCAGCUGAUGCCAGCGUAUCAUUUAACCUGGCAGGUGACGCACUUAAAUUCGCAGCCUCGGCAAAGUACAAAAAACUCGACAGCGCAUCAAAAUCAGGAACAAGCAAAAUGUUUAUAAACAAGUCCUAUUGCUUUAAAUACGUGGCUGGUAUAUCAACAUUCUUAAAUAGGGACUUCACGCUAGGGUUUCAAUCAUCGUUGGACCGUUUAGUAAAUAAAUUUCAAGGACUUGAAAACGAGUCAAGCUGUAAACCAUACAUGUACAGAGAAGAUCCGGGAAACAAUAGUUGUUACAAGAUGGGAAUAACACAUUGGAUGGAGCUUUUUAACACAUUUGGAACACAUGUCGCAACUAAAAUAUACUUGGGAGGCAAAAUAUUCACAACCAUGGAAGUGAAAAAGAACCAGGAGAAGAAAUUGAGUGACCAGGGAGUGGACGUCAAGGCAAUUCUGUCAGCUGAGAUAAAGAACUCCAACAUAGACUCAAACGUACAAGUGUCUGUAAUAAAAUCCAACAACUCAAACGAAAAUUUGCUCGACACUAAGAAGUCAACAUUCGUGCUAGGAGGUGACAUAUAUGGAAAGGGUAAAACCAUGGAUUUCAUCGAAUGGUCAAAAUCUGUUUCUCAACAUCCAAUGCCAAUUAAGGCUGAAUUUACCCCGAUUUCACACUUUAUGGAUAAGAGCCUACGUGAAGCGUACAACAAGGCGUACUUGUACUAUGGAAAGGUGAUUUUGGAAAGUGACUAUUUGCGUUACCAAAAUCAAAUGCAGCUGACACCGGAACAAUUUAUGAUGGAUAUUGACAUCGAGAGCACAAGCGGCAAAGGCGUGACAAGUCUCAAAUGUAAAGACGGCAAAUCGAUCCAGUUCGGCUUCGUGAUGUCAACUCUAAAAGAUAAUACACACAAUGUAACAGAGUGUCCAACUCACAGGACUGAAUGCUCAUCUCCUAAAAACGAUGAAGUUUUAUACUCGACUAUCUGGAUCGGUUGCAGGAGCGAGAAUUUAAUAAAUUUGACUCAAAAGCUAACUAAGGAUAAGGAACCUGCCUGUGAUAGUGACUACAGCAUCCUAUUAGGCUCGUACUUUUUUAAUAAUAAAUCUAACUAUCUACUAAUGAAGCCGUGCAAACUGGUUGUUAAAAACUACGAAAUUUCAGGGGAAAACAAGUGCGACGUUGACGGCGAGGUCGAAUACACAUGGAUGGUGUGCACGAAGAAAUUCUGGCAACUGAACACGAGGUCAAAAGUCGUAAAGAAAUCGGAUUUAUCAUCGAUAAGUUGUUCUCCCGGCGAAACUAUUGCAUUCGGUGAGUACUCUAUGUUAUUAUAUUUACUACCACGUACACACCUGUUCACGUAUAACGUUAAGUAUCGUAGCAAUACACAUCUAAUAAACUUAAUACUCGCAGGUAUGACCAUUGAAUGGAACAAGGACGCCGAUAAAAAAUCGUUUGCCAGUAUAUACCCCUGUAAAAGGGAAGAGCGCGUCUGCAACCACAAAUCCGACCAGCGCUGCAAACGCAUAGUUCACUACAUUGUGUGCAAAUAA